Molecule: messenger RNA, 1416 nt
Organism: Conger conger (European conger)
Lineage: Eukaryota; Metazoa; Chordata; Actinopteri; Anguilliformes; Congridae
Gene: rpp40
Product: ribonuclease P/MRP 40 subunit
Exons: 8
Coding region: 113-1198 (361 amino acids)
Biological process (GO): endonucleolytic cleavage in ITS1 to separate SSU-rRNA from 5.8S rRNA and LSU-rRNA from tricistronic rRNA transcript (SSU-rRNA, 5.8S rRNA, LSU-rRNA); tRNA 5'-leader removal; tRNA 3'-end processing
Cellular component (GO): multimeric ribonuclease P complex; ribonuclease MRP complex
Molecular function (GO): ribonuclease P activity; ribonuclease MRP activity
Source: RefSeq, a predicted model, not a curated record
UAGAAGCGAAACAGGAAUAGAAAAAAAAUAGUGAAGAUGUUCGCGUACUAUUAUCCAACUAAGAAAGUAUAGUCCAUGCGCAGUUUAGAAGUAGAUAUUUUCACUGUCAACGAUGUUCACGAAUUUGGAGAAAUGUCCAAGGAAUUUACUUGUCUGCGAGAAAUCUAGUUUAUUGAAUGACAAAUCUCGUCAUGCCACACACGUGGCUAAGCACUUUUUUAACUACAAGGUGUCUGUUUUAAUACCUGAAUGCGGAAUUACUCCAUCGGGACUGAAAAGUGUUUUCAACAGUUUCUCAAAAUAUUACCUUUUGAGGAAUUUGCCUGUUUAUAAACUUCUUGAGGAAGAGUUUCUGGAGAAAGUUGUUAAGAAAGGCUCUCUUUAUGCACUAUCUUACAAGACCAGAAUCGACCAAGACAACACCUUUGCCCUUCUCCCCUCUGGUCAGGUGAUAUUGUCUGUUGAUAAGGACACAUAUGAAGAGCUGGGUCUUGAAGGCAAGGCCUCACAGUACAACCACAGACAGCCAAUGAGAUAUGUGGUGACCCUUGACAUGACGGAUAAGUCGCUGGCCCCUGGAGGGAAGCGGUACAAACGGGUGAUGUGGGCCUUGCAGGAGAAGGUCCAGUUAACAAGUGAUUUCCUCAUGGCCAGAUACAGCAUUGGGGGCAAUGGUGAAGACCUGCUUCAGUCCAUCUUCUCUCAGUACAGCUGUAGGGAGCUCAGACCGUCCAUGAGUACCCAGAGCCUUAGGGACUUGUUGUGCCCCUCCCUGGACCCCACCGACCUGCACGGGGACUCUCGAUCAUGUGACCCGCUGCAGUUCCUGGAGUGGUUGGGAGCCGUUACCAUGGAUAUGAGUUGUAACAAUGAGGCAUCCAGCUUUGUAUCUACAUAUUGCUGCCCAGAGCCUCAGAGUUCUGCCAGUCAAGCCCUGCUCUGCACCGCCGUCGGCCUGCUUCUGCCAGAGGACAUCCACUCCCUACUGGAGGAGCUGCGGCGGUACUUCGAUGAGCCCAGGUUCACGUCCUGGCUGUCCGUGACGGUGCACGGGUUUGCAGACAGCCCCGUCUCUUGGGGUGCCACGGAGCAUGGCUUCCACAAGGGCGGGGAGAACUUCUACACCUUCGUACUGUUCAAGAACCAAGACUACUGGCUGCACAUGGCCACCGGGACCAAUGAUGGUUGCCCUCCCUAAAAUUAACAAUUAAUUAUUUAUGUCUGCGUAUGGCCAUGACACAUCCACACUAUGUCAGUUUUUCAGGUCAAUUUCAGUUGGAAGUUUUCAGUUUUUACUUUUCAUUGAACUUUCUGUUUUGACUUUCAGGCUUGUGCUGGAACACCAUUUGACAUUUCCCAGAUGUGGAAUCAGUGUACUUUUUUUUACGCCCCUAAUAAAUUAAUUGGUCAGCUGUU